UGAGGUUAUAUACAGGUCAAGAUGUCUAAGAAAUAACCAUAGAAAUAACUAGUCUUGAACCCAACUUGAACCACUGGAACGCGCCCAUUGUCAUAUUAUCAUAUAUUUGUCAAUAUGUCAUUGUCAAACAAGUAUCAAAUCCGUAUCCGUAAUCCGUAAUAUGAAUUCUGUAAUCCAAUCAAUGGAAUUACGGAAUGGAGUACUUCAAAAGUUCUAUUUUGAAAUUGUUAUUGGUUACUUUUACUGGCUAAAAAGUACUCAUAAUUAACUAUAAGCUAUGAUAUAUUAGGUACCUCUGUGUAAACUCUUAUAAUGUGUGUAGGCAUUUUUGGUAAAAUAUGCCAUUGGGGCCCGUUAACGGCAAUUGCAAUAAUAAAAUUGGUAACCGGCAUGACCAUUCAUUGCAGCAGUAUGUGGUGGCCAUCGACAACAUUUGGAGGAUUUUUGAAUACAUUAUGUUUUAUGAGUCUUUCUGGACUUACACUUUAUAACUUUCUUUCUUCAAUGUACCAAGGUCCAGGCUAUUUACCUUUAAAGUGGAAACCAGAGAAUCUUGAUGAGUGCAAGUAUUUGCAGAAAUGUGGGGUAUGCCAAGGAUACAAAGCACCUAGAUCUCAUCAUUGCCGUAAAUGUGGAAAAUGUGUAUUAAAGAUGGACCAUCAUUGCCCCUGGAUUAAUAAUUGUGUUGGAUGGGGAAAUCAUGCACAUUUUACAUAUUUUUUACUUUUUGCUACUAUAGGCUGUGCUCAUGCUUCCAUAGUACUAGGAUUUUCAUUAUAUAGGGCUAUUAAUAGGUUGAAUUAUUUAUAUCAUAAAGUAAAUAAUGUUCCUCUAGUACAUUUAGGCUUAACAGGGAUGAUACUGACAGUUCUUUCAUUAGGCUUUGCUAUCGGUGUUGUAUGUGCUGUAGGGAUAUUAUUUUAUUUUCAGCUGAGGUCCAUUUAUAGAAAUCGUACAGGAAUUGAAGACUGGAUUGUAGAAAAAGCUAAUUAUCGUAAGAGAAAUCAUGCUGAUAAAUUUAAAUUUCCAUAUAAUUUAGGAUGGCGGAAAAAUUUAAAACAAGUAUUAAAUUUCAGUGGCCAUCCUAUUGGUGAUGGUAUUAAUUGGCCAAUCGGUGAAGGAUGUCAUAAAUAUUCUCUUACAGUAGAACAAAUGGAACAAAAGAAUGAGAAAAGACUUAAAUCAAAAACUUAUAAAAUUAUUAAACCAGCUUCAGGUUACUGGUUUCCAUUAUCACAUGGUUUUACAGUAUGCUAUAAUUUCCCUUGUACUGAUGAAACUAGAUUGAAACUAAUGGUGAAUGAUGAAGUCAGAGUUACCAGAUGGGGAAAGUAUUGGUUGUUUGGAGAAAAAAAUCAAAGUAACAUUCCAGAGGGUAAAGAGGCAAUGUAUAGACAAAGAGGAUGGUUCCCAAGAUGCUGUGCCAUUGAAUUAUCAGAAAGGAAUGAUAAUAUAUUGAAAGAACAUUGUGAUAAAAAACAAAAUUAGUAAGUUAACAAAGAAAGUUAUUUUUACAUGCUACUAGAACUGAAUAAUUAUAGACACUUAAUAUAAAAAAUCCUGCUUAAAAUUUGAUAUCUUAUCAGGAGUUGGAUUUUCAAGAAGUAGCAUUCUUUUUAUGUAUUUUUUUUUAAUAUGAAUAUCUAGUCAACUUAAAAGAAAUGUAUUAUAUAUUAGGAUAUUUUAAUAAAACUAAUUUUAAUAACAAAGAA
Sitophilus oryzae (rice weevil) is the source of this 1712-nucleotide messenger RNA. Its product is annotated as palmitoyltransferase ZDHHC6. The transcript has 9 exons. The coding region runs from base 313 to 1488 and encodes 391 amino acids. Gene Ontology annotation, biological process: protein palmitoylation. Gene Ontology annotation, cellular component: Golgi apparatus. NCBI's taxonomy places the organism in Eukaryota, Metazoa, Arthropoda, Insecta, Coleoptera, Curculionidae. Gene Ontology annotation, molecular function: palmitoyltransferase activity. The record is from RefSeq and is a predicted model, not a curated record.